CUGAGGCCCAAAGGGGAAAGCCUUCCACACAGAUCUAAGCCAGCUGCUCUGAUUUAAACACUUCAUUGCAAGAAGAGUGGAAGCAAGGGAUCCCCCCCCUACCAGUGUGCUCAAAGUACACUGGCAAAGCAGCUGCCGGCUCUGAAAACAACAGACGAGCAGCUACAAAUGGUACAUUUAGACGUCUGCUGUUAGGUAGAGGCAUUUUGGGAGUCCUUCUGCUUCAGAUUCUCAGGACUCAAAGGGCACUUGCUGCCCUGAGAGUGGGUGUUCAAGCAAACUGACCUCUGGGGUUAGCCAGGAUCAGUUUGUGUGAAGCUCUGUGGAGGAGGGGAGGAGGGAACAGGCAACAGUUGGAGGUGGGAGGCCACAGUGGGGCUCCUGCACUGCUCAAGAAAGAGACUAGGCAGUCACCGGGAAGCAGGGAAAGAGGAGGAUAUGGCCACGGGAGAAAUCACAACACUUCCCUCCACACCUGAAGACGGUGGCAGCGGCGGCUUUGCUCCUGGGGGCUUCAAGGAUCCCAAAAGGCUGUACUGUAAAAACGGGGGCUUCUUUUUGAGGAUAAAGUCUGACGGGGGCGUGGAUGGAAUCCGGGAGAAGAACGACCCCCACAUAAAGCUUCAACUCCAGGCGACUUCAGUGGGGGAGGUGGUCAUUAAAGGAGUCUGUGCCAAUCGCUAUCUGGCCAUGAACAGAGAUGGACGACUGUUUGGAGCGAGACGAGCAACAGAUGAAUGCCACUUCUUAGAACGGCUUGAGAGCAACAACUACAACACCUACCGCUCCAGGAAGUACCCACACAUGUACGUGGCACUGAAGAGGACCGGCCAGUACAAGUCUGGAAGCAAAACUAGCCCGGGUCAAAAGGCCAUUCUUUUUCUUCCAAUGUCUACCAAGUGCUAAUCUGGGAUCUAAUUGAGAAAUAUUAAUGUCUUAGUGGCAGCAAUGAAGAAGAUGUGACGGCAAUGAAGACCAAGUGCUCCAUCAUCAUUGCCCAAAAAUAGCUGUGAUGCUUUUUCGACUGGUAUAUCCUGAACUUAUUCAGCUUUUACUUUCAAACAAUGACACACAUUCACACCUGGCUGCUUCCCAGUAAAACCAGGCCUUUACAACUGCUACACUAUAGUGCAGCUGGAGCCAGGUGCCUUGCUCAAGUGCACCCCUAAAGUACGGCAGUGUUCAUUUUACUUACCCAGAUCUUCCUCUCUGGCUGAGGGAUUUAAAGCAGCAACCUUUUGAUAACAAGUCGGCUUCUUACCGUUUCAACUUCUUACUGGGUAAACUGCAGUCUGAGUUUAGCUGCAAGAUGUAGGGCAUAUAGAGGAAUAGUCAGUUAAAACAUGUCUCCUACAUAAAAAGGGUUAAGAAAAUGCACUUAAGUCUACAUUAUAACUGUAUAACUUGAUAAAAGAAAAUGGAUUGUACUAAGUAACUGAAUUUAAGAAUGUGCUAGAAAAUGGUUUGACAAAAAAAAACAACUAAGCACACUCAAAACAAAACCCAAGCACUAAAUAUAGUAUAUUCUAAUUAUUUUACAUGACUCACUAUCUUCACACGAUGAAUGGAUACAGAACAGGUUUCCUGAACUUGCCAUUGUUUUUGAUAAAACUGCGUUCUCCUUUUGUAAUUGUAUAAUGGGAGAUUUGUGCAAAACGUCCACAUAGCAUGGCACUGGAGCAUAAUUUAUACAUUUAUUAAUACCAGAUAAUUGUUGUGAAUGUCUAGUUCAAUAAGGGAAAAGCAGUUAACUUGAACAAAAAGAUGAUUUUUACUUUUUUUUUUUUUUUUACCUGUCAGUACGCCAAUUUAGCAAGGCAGCCAAUAAUAAUAUUGCAACUACUGGCCACUGACGUUGAAUUCUGCCAGUGUAUGUUCAGGUACUACUGGUGGUCAGCUUGUUAACACGACCUAAAGUAUUCCUAGUUAAAAAUACAGCAGAAUUUAAAAAUGAAAUCAGCUGCUGGCAGCCCGUUUGCCCAACAGAUAUGGACUUCCAACAUGGCCACCAAAAAGUGUUAAAUACACUGUAUAAAACUCUACAGUCCUGCAGGCUCCGCAGUGGCAUAUCUCUUGUUCUUGUCGUUUGCAACCUAUUGCACCGCAUUUCUUCAAAAGGUAACAGCUAGUGUGAA
This is a messenger RNA of Sander lucioperca (pikeperch), 2135 nucleotides long. RefSeq names its product fibroblast growth factor 2 (gene fgf2). The record is from RefSeq and is a predicted model, not a curated record. The transcript is spliced from 3 exons. Gene Ontology annotation, biological process: cell differentiation; fibroblast growth factor receptor signaling pathway; positive regulation of gene expression. Lineage: Eukaryota; Metazoa; Chordata; Actinopteri; Perciformes; Percidae. Gene Ontology annotation, molecular function: growth factor activity; fibroblast growth factor receptor binding. Gene Ontology annotation, cellular component: cytoplasm. The coding region runs from base 439 to 906 and encodes 155 amino acids.